GUCCCAUCAGCUACUGGAAGCACGGAAUUUGAGCAGUUAUGGUGCGAGCUGCACGAUGGAAUGACACCCAUUCGUGGCCAUGCAUUCAUACAAUUGCGCCGGAGGCUUCUGCAGAAUAGUGCCGAACUAUGGCAGCAGCGAGACAAGUUGCUUGAAGCUUGCCAUGGUGGCAUUCAAGAUGAAGAUUCUUGUGUGUAUCUCGGUGCCAUUCAAGCUUUGUCUGUUCUUGUUGAAAAAGACCUGGAUCAUCUACUUCCAUGGCUAGCAGAACAGCUGUCCUUGGAGCAGCUCUCCGUGGAGGCGCGCCUCAACUUGGGAGAGGUCCUUUUGCGGGUCACUAAAAACAUUGGUGACAUCGCUCCAAAGUACAGGAACUUGCUCCUUAAUAGCUUUUUGUGUGCUGCAAAGCACUCUGACCAAGUCAUCAGAUGUUCAGCAGUAUCUAGUUUGGGUGAAUUGUGUGGGAAACUUGGUUACUCAUUUGUGCCAAUCACACAGGAGAUCCUUAAUUGUCUUCGUGGCCUCACCAGGGAUCCUGAUGCCAUGGUUUGCCAUGCUUCUGUCUUGGCUCUAGGGCGUAUCAUCGAAAGAAUGAGUCAAAAGAUAUUUCAAGUAAUCCCCAAUGAAGUGAAAGACAUCUAUCGAGAUCUGAAGCAUUUGUACUCAACUACGUCCGACAGUGUGACAAAAUUACAAGCGCAGUUGGCUAUUGAAAACCUCAAUGCUGCAACAGAGAAAUUUUUACGCUCCCAACCUCAUAUGGAAAAGCGUAUUCAAAUACUGGAUUUGUGCAACCCCAGUGGAAGCUGAUUAGUUAUGUGCCUUUAAUUAAAUUAUUUAAGUGUCAAUAAACUGCUUGGAAAGAAAA
Messenger RNA from Rhipicephalus microplus (southern cattle tick), 868 nucleotides. RefSeq names its product transport and Golgi organization protein 6 homolog. The record is from RefSeq and is a predicted model, not a curated record. Gene Ontology annotation, biological process: protein secretion. NCBI's taxonomy places the organism in Eukaryota, Metazoa, Arthropoda, Arachnida, Ixodida, Ixodidae.